ACGCAUUCGUGCUCGAUUACAGCUGCGGUCAUGUCUGGCAGAGGCAAGGGCGGGAAGGGGCUCGGCAAGGGCGGCGCCAAGCGCCACCGCAAGGUGCUGCGCGACAACAUCCAGGGCAUCACCAAGCCGGCCAUCCGCCGCCUGGCGCGGCGCGGCGGCGUCAAGCGCAUCUCGGGGCUCAUCUACGAGGAGACGCGCGGCGUGCUCAAGGUCUUCCUGGAGAACGUCAUCCGCGACGCCGUCACCUACACCGAGCACGCCAAGAGGAAGACGGUCACGGCCAUGGACGUGGUCUACGCGCUCAAGCGCCAGGGACGCACCCUCUACGGCUUCGGCGGUUAAAGUUCUCUGACGUUAGGCUUGGCUUUUAAAACAACCCAAAGGCUCUUUUCAGAGCCACCCACUUAGCCUGGAAAAGAGCUGUGAUGCUAUCUGUUACUUGAAGAGACCGCCCACUGAAGCUGCUGUUACUAAGUAUUUUUUUUUUACAUUGUGUUACUAUUUUUCAAGUGUUUAUGGGAAUUACAAUGUUAUGCUUUGUUCUUCUCUAUUAAUAGUGAAGUUACUUAUAUCAUUUAAAAGGGGUUUGUUCACUCCUUAAAUUCCCUAGCAAACAUUGAGCACCCUGCUAAUAAAGUAUAUUAUCAAGAUGAA
Messenger RNA from Gallus gallus (chicken), 654 nucleotides. RefSeq names its product histone cluster 1, H4i (gene H4C35). Lineage: Eukaryota; Metazoa; Chordata; Aves; Galliformes; Phasianidae. Gene Ontology annotation, biological process: nucleosome assembly. Gene Ontology annotation, cellular component: nucleosome. The record is from RefSeq and is a predicted model, not a curated record. Bases 31 to 342 code for a protein of 103 amino acids. Gene Ontology annotation, molecular function: protein heterodimerization activity; structural constituent of chromatin; DNA binding. The transcript has a single exon.